GGCUGUGGGAUGGGGUAGUAUGAAGCCCGGAGGAUGGGAGCGAACAAUGGGAAACAGUGCGGCAGUGAUGGCAAAGGCAGCUCAAGCAUCUCAUCCGACGUGAGUUCAAAUACAGAUCAUACACCGACCAAAGGCAGAAGGAAUGCAGCUACCAGCGAAGAUUCGGAUUUGAGUAUGCGGACCUUGAGCACGCCAAGCCCUAUACUGAUGUGUCCUCCAAAUGUCCAGCUCUUUCAGAAUGGCCAAGGAUCUUCCACCUCCUCUUCCUCUAUUACAGGGGAAACCAUCGCUAUGAUCCAUUCCCAGCCCCUGCUCCAUAAAUCCCAGUGUAUCAUCAGGCCGGCAUCGAGACAGCAGAAGGAACAGGCCCCUGUAGACACGCUACUGGACCAAACCUUGAUCCAGAUCUUCUCGCACCUGCCCACCAACCUGUUGUGUCAAUGUGCACGUGUUUGUCGGCGCUGGUACAACCUGUGCUGGGACCCCCGUCUGUGGAGGACUAUUCGCUUGACAGGUGAAACAAUGAACGUGGACAGGGCCUUGCGGGUGCUCACCCGAAGGUUGUGUCAGGACACACCUAAUGUAUGCCUCAUGUUGGAAACAGUCAUCGUUCAAGGCUGCAGGCGGCUUACAGACAGAGGCCUCUAUACCAUUGCUCAGUGCUGUCCAGAGCUACGUCAACUUGAAGUGGCAGGCUGUUACAACAUCUCCAAUGAAGCGCUCUAUGAUGUUGUUUCACGGUGUCCCAACCUGGAGUAUCUGGAUGUUUCAGGUUGUUCCAAGGUGACCUGCAUUAGUCUUACUCGAGAGGCCUCCAUCAAACUCUCCCCACUGCACGGAAAACAGAUCUCCAUUCGCUAUCUGAAUAUGACGGAUUGCUUUGUACUUGAAGAUGAGGGGCUGCACACAAUAGCUGCUCACUGCACCCAGUUGACUCACCUCUACAUGCGCCGGUGUAUCCGAGUCACAGAUGAGGGCCUGCGUUACCUGAUGCUUUACUGUACAUCAAUCAAGGAGCUGAGUGUCAGUGACUGUCGGGCGGUGAGCGAUUUCGGCAUGAGAGAGGUAGCAAAGCUGGAAGUGCAACUGAAGUAUCUCAGCAUUGCUCACUGUGGCCGGAUCACAGAUGUGGGUAUCCGUUAUAUUGCAAAGUAUUGCAGUAAACUGCGGUAUCUCAAUGCUCGAGGUUGUGAAGGAAUAACGGAUCAUGGUAUUGAGUACCUAGCCAAAAAUUGCACAAAACUCAAAUCUCUGGAUAUAGGGAAGUGUCCUUUAGUUUCGGAUGCAGGGAUGGAGUUUUUAGCGUUAAACUGCUACAAUCUGAAACGGCUAAGCCUUAAGUCAUGCGAGAGCAUCACCGGUCGUGGAUUACAGAUCGUUGCGGCCAACUGCUUUGAGCUUCAGAUGUUGAACGUGCAGGACUGCGACAUCUCUGUCGAGGCACUACGCUUUGUCAAGCGCCACUGCAAGCGAUGCAUUAUAGAGCACACCAACCCUGCCUUCUUCUAACGGGAUGCUCAUCAGCACCACAAACAGACCAGAGAUUGUAAGGCCUCAAAAUUGAUUUGCCUUUUUCCCCCACCUUCAUUCAAAUAUUUACUUUAUUUUCAUAUUGUAAAAUGCCAUUGCCUAAGCAAUAUAACUCUUUUAUGAUUGAAAAUCAUGGUAAUGAAAAUAUGUUGCUUGUCUUUCUCUAUAACAUACUUGUAAGUUUUUAGCUGCCAAAUUUCCCCACAGAAAUUGCUGUCUCGAGGCAUAAUUGAGAUCAAAAUAAUAUUGAUCAAAUUUCAUAUUACUCCAUAAAACCAUAAAUUGGGUAUAACAAGGAAACAUUUGAUAUACUGUUUGCCUCUUCAUUUUCCAGUUUUAUAUAAAAAAGGAGCAUGAACCCUCAGUCAUUAUCAGAAUCUGUGAAAUAGACGCCAUUACUUUUCGUUGGUUAUAGAAUGGAAGGAUCUUGAUAGAGUUUCUUUACAAUGCUUUGAUUUUAGGUUUAAGAAUCCUAUAAUACUAAAAGGCAAGUUGAUUGUACAUUUGAACAUUUGUUGCACUCAAGUGUUUCCAUAAUCCAUCACUGCUCUCUUUAGAUGUUGAUAUUUCUUCAGUGUGUGUGUGUGUG
Messenger RNA from Callorhinchus milii (elephant shark), 2119 nucleotides. It is a transcript of the gene fbxl7, whose product is annotated as F-box and leucine-rich repeat protein 7. NCBI's taxonomy places the organism in Eukaryota, Metazoa, Chordata, Chondrichthyes, Chimaeriformes, Callorhinchidae. Gene Ontology annotation, biological process: SCF-dependent proteasomal ubiquitin-dependent protein catabolic process. Gene Ontology annotation, molecular function: protein binding. The coding region runs from base 34 to 1509 and encodes 491 amino acids. The record is from RefSeq and is a predicted model, not a curated record. Gene Ontology annotation, cellular component: SCF ubiquitin ligase complex. The transcript is spliced from 4 exons.